Molecule: messenger RNA, 389 nt
Organism: Schistocerca serialis cubense
Lineage: Eukaryota; Metazoa; Arthropoda; Insecta; Orthoptera; Acrididae
Product: odorant receptor 2a-like
Exons: 3
Coding region: 38-292 (84 amino acids)
Biological process (GO): detection of chemical stimulus involved in sensory perception of smell; sensory perception of smell
Cellular component (GO): plasma membrane
Molecular function (GO): olfactory receptor activity; odorant binding
Source: RefSeq, a predicted model, not a curated record
AAUAACUUCGAUUCCCACCUUGUUAUGUGAGACUGGAAUGUUCUGCAUAUUUGGCCAAAUGGUUGUAGAUCAGAGCGAGAGACUGGCUCGGUCGGCCUACAGCUGCAGCUGGGUUGACGCUGACGCCCGUUUCAAACGAGCGCUCCUCAUACUCGAGACGAGAGCAUCGCAGCCCCUGGAGUUCUCCGUGGGGAAGCUAAUUAAGCUGUCCAGGGAGACAUUUUUGAAGAUUCUGAAUAGUUCGUACACCCUCAUCAGUCUCCUGUAUCAGUUCCAAGUACCAAAAGAUUGAAACAGCAGAGAAGACCCUAUGACACAGCAAAAAGAAGUAUGCAAGGAAUGCUUCAAGUACGACGAAAAUUUACAAAUAACUUUUCAUCACAUUGCAA